Molecule: messenger RNA, 4135 nt
Organism: Ornithorhynchus anatinus (platypus)
Lineage: Eukaryota; Metazoa; Chordata; Mammalia; Monotremata; Ornithorhynchidae
Gene: GMFB
Product: glia maturation factor beta
Exons: 7
Coding region: 164-592 (142 amino acids)
Biological process (GO): actin filament debranching; negative regulation of Arp2/3 complex-mediated actin nucleation
Cellular component (GO): actin cortical patch
Molecular function (GO): Arp2/3 complex binding; actin binding
Source: RefSeq, a predicted model, not a curated record
CUGCCGACGCGCCGGGCCGGGAAGGAGCGGAGGCGGACGAGCCCUUCUUAAAGGGCCCGGGGCGGGACGGGACCGGACGGGACCGGCCCGGCCGGAGGAGCGGCGGCACGUUUAGGGGAGGGCGUCGCCCUCUGUUGGGUCGUGCGUCCGCCCCUCCGCCAAGAUGAGCGAGUCCCUGGUGGUCUGUGAUGUUGCCGACGAUCUAGUGGAGAAACUGAGAAAGUUCCGUUUCCGCAAAGAGACGAACAACGCCGCCAUUAUAAUGAAGAUCGACAAAGAGAAAAGGCUGGUGGUGGUGGAUGAAGAGCAUCAGGGAAUUUCGCCUGAUGAACUCAAAGACGAGCUACCCGAGCGACAGCCUCGCUUCAUUGUAUAUAGCUAUAAAUAUCAACACGACGAUGGAAGAGUUUCAUAUCCCUUGUGCUUUAUUUUCUCCAGUCCUGUCGGAUGUAAGCCGGAGCAACAGAUGAUGUACGCUGGAAGCAAGAAUAAACUGGUUCAGACAGCUGAACUUACAAAGGUAUUUGAAAUCCGAAAUACCGAAGACUUAACUGAAGAAUGGUUACGGGAGAAACUGGGCUUUUUCCACUAAAAGCAAACCUCUGCAUUACUCCAAGUCUUUAUGUCCUAACCUGACCAUACUGGAACUAGACAUAAAUACUUAUUUAUGCCUAAAAAUGCACUGUUAUUUACAGUUUUAUUAUUUUUUUUUUUCGGUUUCCUGCAGUUAAGAAUAAUUCUCCAAUCGUGCAGAGUUUGUACCAAGGAGGAGACACUCUCCUUGAAGUAAUGAAACUUUGUGAAGUAGUUUUUGUUUGUUUCUGUUUUCCUAAUAUUUGUAACUGUCCAGUGGAAUACUUCUCUGCAGGGACAUUUUGCACUCUUUGAGACCAAUUUUUAGAACGUAAAUUUCAUAUGUUCCCAUUUCCCGUUGCCUUUGGGAAGUGGGUAUUAGCUUGUGAUGAGCAACGAAAACCUCCUUCUGACACAUACUGGAUAUUCGCAAUUCAAUAGCCCAGCGCUACGUAUUAAACUCGUGAAGCCCAUCGAGUCAAGGGUUCCACCGACCCCAAUUGGAGCCGACGAUAGUGUUCAAUAUUUGACUCAAGGUAGCGUGAACUGCGGAUGCUUUUUUUUCUUUCCAGUGAUUUCAGAGCCGCUGCGAUUUCCUUAAUCCCGUUUCUCAAAUCUCCAGUAAUGAAGUUACUCCACUUUGAAUCUUUGAGCUGUCUGCCUGGGGACGGUGAUUUAACUAUUAGGUUCUCUUCUUGUAGGAAGCUGCGUCUUAGGCUUGUAGAAAUCUAAGGGACGUGACGCCACGGGGCAGAGGUGGUGAAGUCACGUCCAGAUGUUGCAAGACACCCCCUUAAGAAGUUUAAAAGCAUCUCCUCAGACGAGCCUAUCUCCUGACCUUGCCGUUUGAACUCUAGGCGUUUUUAAACCUGUUAACACCGUGCCUUUGACUCAUUAGCUUUACACUUACCUGAAGUCACACUGCCAGAACUCCGGAUUGCGUGGGUGACGACAACACGAGCAGCGUGGGUAGUCACCUUCCCUGCGCACAACUAGUUUACAGUCUACAGGGGGUGCGUACGUGUUUGCGAUGAGGCGAGGGCUCCCGAGGAAACAGCGAUUUUAAAGCCCGCCCUUUCAUUCAUUCGAAAACCACCCACGUCGCUAGAUACCAGACCGUGUUGUGCUUGUAAGAGUUGUUGGGUCGAAUGGCAUAGUGUGCUGGACUCCAGAGUAAUGAACCCCUACUGGAGAGCAAAGAUGUGAAAUCGACAUGUUAAAUUGCAGGCCCACGUUGCAAAAAUAGGCGUGUUGAGAGGUCUGUCGUCAGUCCGACCGCCGACGUUUUUAAAGAUGGCCACCGUCUUUUUAAGAAAUCAGCACAUCGAGGGGAUUAGGGCCAGUCUGAAUAGGACCAGGGAUUUCCUAUCCGUUGCCAAAAAGGGCGGCCUUCGUAUCGGGAUCAUUUUCCUUCUUGCCGAUUCAAAUGCUCUGUGUCCCGAAGCUCCCGCGAUUCACAGUCGGAAAUCUUACGCUCAGUUGAUCGAUCAGUCGUAUUUAUCGAGCACUCACUGUGCGAGGCGAUGUACUGAGCGCUUGGGAGAGGGCAACACAAUAGAACAGACACAUUCUCUGCCCACAACGAGUUUACGGUCUGGAGGGAAGAUUCUCAAAGCGCGUGUGCUCUGUUCAUGAAGGCUGCUUCGCUAAGGGUCGUAGAGGAAGGGGCGAGAGAGAGAACAACAUUAGACUUCUGUUAAAUAUGGAAAGGAUUCUUUAUUUUCUAAUUUUUUUUUCCUGCCCGCAAAUGUUUGAUAGAAUAACUUAUUCCACCGUUUUAUGGAACCGCUUGAGGUCAGCGGAUGACUCUUUGAUUCUGGGAUUUCCGGAGGAUAUCCGGUCUAUCUCCUCCCUGAGUGGAAAAUACAUUCCAUACCGGCACAGUACACUCGAGUGAAGGAAAUAGGUGUCUUCUAUCCGUUAAUUUACUUCGCAGAAAUAAGAGGAAUUAGCGUGUCAGAAUGUUUUUAGUGAUUCUUUGGUUUCACGUCGCGUCAUCUAGAGCAGUGCCAAGGUCUCCUUUGGAGAGGAGAGGUUUUUCGUCAUGGUUGCCAUAUUUACAUUUACCUUUUUCUCCUAUUGCACGACCUAAAUGUCUCUACCGUUGUAUAUUGUGGUGUUUGUCUCCGCUGCUACCCUGGACCAAUCACCACAACAUUCCUCCUAGGUAUUUCAGUCGGUUCGGGCCUUCCGCCCCUCAGUUUCCUCCUUCCUCUUAGCAUCUCCAACUGUGAGGAGGCCGAGGGCCUCGGGUCACUUGGAAGCCAGUUCAUCCAGGUCGAUAGAACCACGGUAACUCCCCAGGUUUUACAGACCUCCGUUUCGGCAUGCCGGCUUCUUAAAUCCGCACCGCUUUAAGCGCUCAGCAGGUUUCACUGGGGUAGGAAGGACAGGUGAGAUCGAACAGGGCUGAGCGAGUCACCGUUUGACUUCCAUUCGGCUUGGCUUAUGCCAGGAAGUUAUGCCGUGGUCUGGAAAAUUUCUUUUUGGUUUUUGGGGUGGGGGGGUUUGGUGUUCCAAAAUGUUCUGACGACUGGUUCGUGAAUGUGUUUGGAAAAAAAUUCAGCGAAUUGUUAGUUUCAUUCUUGCCUAAUGUAGGUCGGGUUUCAGGUUGGCUUAAAACGCCUGUGGGUUUAAGAGGGUGUUAUUACGAAAUAUGUGGGAGAAUUAUAAUUCUAAUAGGAUUGACUUUUUUUUCCAGAGGUUCCACCCAGACUAGGUGUACCCUGGUCUGAAACUUAAGACGUCCAGUUUGGAGAGCACAUUACCAACCUAUUUUCCCGGUGACUUUUUUAAAUGCUGAGAGCGUGAAUGGCUUUUUUUCCCCCCUUCGUCUAAGCUCUUAAACUUUUCAAAAUUUCCGGCUUCCCUUUAAAACCCACGAGUUGCGUGGAUCAGGAAUUCAUAAAGCGGACUCGAGGUGCUUUGCUAUUUUCAUAAAAGUUUGCAUACUGAUAUUUGGUGGAUUAGAAAGCAACUCACGCGUUGUAACGACUCGUAAAUGUUUUUAAUACUUGACUACCCCUCCCGAUAGGUCACGCCGCCAAUACUGGAUUCUGGUAUUUGAGCCUUUUACGUGUCGCGAAGAAGCGUCUCAGCGCUUCCAGUCGAAUCUCAUUUUGUAUUUAAGAAAAGUGUAAAUAACUUGGAAUCUCCUAGGUAACUAAGGGCCCCAAGCUAAAUCUCCUCGAGCCAAGGAACUUCGAUCAGUUGUUUUCCUAGUUAUGCCGAACUUCAUAUCGAGAGCCAACUGAUCCCUUCUGAGGUUGAGUUAAGACGGCAAAGGAAAGGUUGGAUUUCCUUUGGGAGCUGCGGGUCGGACCUGUGUGUUUUGAUCGCCCGGCGUAAUUUUCUGCCAUCGCCAACGUGGCAGGAGGCUUUUUGCAAAACUGCAGGCCGGCCUAGUGAAUCUCAACAGUUUUACAUGGUUAUUAAACAGUACCAACAUUUGACCCCACUCACUUAACACCGUUUAGUCUCUGCUAGCCAUAUUGCAUGUUUAAUUUACGCAGCCUUUGCUAAGCAUAUGCCUGUACUGGUUCAAAUAAAAUGUAACAACUGA